GUUCUGGCCGCUUCCGACGGUUGCGGUCGGCAGUCGCUGAUGGGAUGGCCAGUCCUCCGGUCGAUUUGCGAUAUUUGGAAAGACCGCUGCAGAGAGUGAGUGGUGACAGUCGGCGGGCGCAAGUUGUCAGUUUUUUGGAAGGACUCUACAGCAGUGUACCUGAAACCCUGCCAGACGUGAAGGAUGACACCAUGGAAAUCACGUUUGAUGGGAGCGGCGCCGCUGACUCAGAAGAUGCGUACGCCGACGCUUUGUCUUUGACCCGAGAUGACCUUACCUCUGUGACUGCUUGGGGAGCCAUGUUCUGGCACGCAGGAGGCAGAUUCAAGAAUACACUGCACACCUUCGUGCCCAAUACCGCGACCGCGUCGAGUACUGGUCAAGACGAGGUGUCCCGAGAUGCGAAGCAAAGAACUGGCAAGCUUCCACAGACCGAGAUGUUGGAACAGAGUGGCGUCCGGUUGUCGGAUUGUGAUCUUCGGAUCCAAUCCGACAACACGGUGGCCAAUACACCCAUGGACUUCCAAAGCAUCCUUGUGGAUUUCUUGGCGAAAGGUUUUAUUGCGGAGGGCCUCCCUGUCACUGUCAAGGGUUUGAACGGGCCGGGCGCGCCCCACUUACUCCAAUUGGAUCGCAGAUGUGACUUAGGUCCGGAACAUGUGGUUCAAGAUCCGUUUUGGCAGUUGGAGCCACGGAAUUCUGACGUGAUCCUUAGGACCAAGCAGUAUCUCUCUGACCGAGACUGGAAGACUUGCCACAACUUUUUCCCCAAGGAAGUGGCAGAGAUCAAGUUGAAACUGGGGGUUCCGGCAGGACUUCUCGACAGGAACCCCAUCGGACAGGACUAUGCAGACCACAUCACAAAGCAUCUUUCAGUUUUGAGGAGCUAUGGACUUCACAAAGCUGCGCAGUACUUGGAGGAAUGGGUCUCAGGUACUACAUCGCAGGAGCCUCUACUCGAUGUAUCUGCGUGCUGCGUUCUGAGUGGCCCUCGAUUCCUCCGCGAGCCCAAGACCUACAACCCAGUGUCGCUGGGUGCAAAUCCAGACCGGAAGAAGGAUGCGGACUCCUACAUUGCCAAUUCCCGCAACCGCAUGAUUGUACAAGCAGCUCGCGUGUCCCGUCAUCGUCAACGCCGCUCCAACGCCACAGAAAUGGAAUACUAUGGGAACCAUUUGAUUUUGAUUGGCGACGACAAUGUCAAGCCCGAAGACCCCCCUCACUGUUGCUUUUUGUUGCCAGAGCUUCCUGAGAACUUGGGGGCAGCUGUAUUGCGCAUCUGCCCCGAGAAGUACAUCGCGUUGAGGGAUGGGAUGAACAAGGUCAGUUUUGAAGCUUCGACAUUCAGGCUGGAGCGAGAAGUCUUACCCGUGGGUGGCCCCGACGUCUUCUUGUCACGGAGGAAGCUGGAGUUUGCAAAGUGGCUCGACCACUCCUUCCCUCCAAGCUCGCACCGGAACUAUGCCGAUAGCUUCCGCCCUGGGCCAGUGUGCCUCCGCCCUUGGCACCUUCACUGGCGGUCUGACUACGGGCUAGCGGGUCACGCAGAUCCAGAGGAGCACCUCAGGUUGUGCGAGUUGAUUUUGACGACUGGCUUCAGGACCGACAGCGACUUGCUUGGCGUGGAGCGUUUGGCGGUGUUCAUGCCUACGGACGAAUGGCUCGAUGGGACGCAGGGCGGCUUGGAGUGCCUGCCACCUUUGGAGCCUGGAAGUUGCUUGGGCUCAAUGUUCUCAAGCUCAAAACAACAUGCAAAGGUCCUCAAGAAUGCUAAAGCGAUGGAAUCUGCAGAAGUGGACCCCUGCCCUGAUUGGAAUAGCGCCAGCAAUGUGGCGAAGGCGUUCGCCAUUGGGGUGAAGGAAGCAACUGCGGUCAGUUGUUUGACCAAGGUCAAUCCGGAAGUCUGCGAGUUGCUCCGUGCCGCCAUUCGCGGCAUGAGGCCGUUUUUGCAACACGACGUGAUAGCAAAAGAAUGCUUCAAUGUCGGAUGGAGCAGCGGGAAAAUCAGCGAGUUCGAAGCGUGGCGCAUCCAGCUUACCAACACAGACGAGCUGGUAGCGCUAUUUGUGGACAGGCUGAUCAAAGACUGGGAUCGUCAGCCAGUGGGACUCAAGAAGAGCUGGGGGUAUCGGGAAGCUGCCCAGCUUCACGCAGUUUGCGGUGCUUUCAUCCAUUACACAAACGUGCUGAAGGCCAAGAUCUCCGAGGAAACCUAUCAGGCUGAACUGCCGGGUCUGAAGGAACAAUUUGCAGGGUCAUUUCUUGACCCAGAGCUUUUGCAUUCGCUGCAAAGUUCAGUGCCUCCUGGCGACAUCAGUAGCAUCAGUGUGCUGAGGGACAUCGUGAAGGCCUCCGAGCAACGACUUUCCCGAGAAGCUGAGCAGUGCAACGAGGAGCUAGAGAAAAAACUCCAUGAAGCCACUUUGCAACAUCUCAAGGCGAAGGUUGAGCAAGAUUUGGAGCUGCUGCGAAAGCGCAUGCCCACCAAGGAGGCAGAGGCUAUAGAGUCUGCGCUUGAUGUCAAGUACGUUAGAGACCGACAGAUGCAAGGCAGCAGCUGGGUGCAAGAGUGGUUGCAGGACAAGUGCAAACUGAACGUUUCGGAUGAGAAAGGUUUGGAGAUGGUGCUCGCAAUUGUGGGGCUGGAUACAACGCUGUGGCCAUCCAACGUGAAGUUGCUGAACGAUGCUGUGAAGAUCACGAGCAAUGUCUUGCACAUGAGCGCGGGCAAUUGUGCCCACAUCCAGCUGCCGCUGUGUCACGCAGCGACAACCCAUGCGACGACGUUGAAGCACAUCAGAAACCUCCAAGAUUUGCUGCUGAACGCCCAGCUGGACAUUUCUUCCGAAGUGGCCCUCAUCUUUACGAAAGACGAUGCUGCCAGAAGUGACAGGCGCAAGACGAUGCAACAGCGCUACUGUGCAACGACUAAGCAGUUCAGGAGCGAGAGUGCCUGGAACAAUUCCAAGGCUGUGCAAGUCAGCCACAUCCCAGGGCUGCAGCUUAUCAAGGUCACUGACAUGCUGGGAUACGACGAUGUCACCAAACCCACUCCAGGGGCGAGGGUCGAGCAGACGCUCAGCCAAGCUAGCCGGCUUUUGGUUUAA
This is a messenger RNA of Durusdinium trenchii, 3107 nucleotides long. The record is from the annotation of a GenBank genome assembly. NCBI's taxonomy places the organism in Eukaryota, Dinophyceae, Suessiales, Symbiodiniaceae.